This is a messenger RNA of Erinaceus europaeus (western European hedgehog), 7560 nucleotides long. It is a transcript of the gene ZBTB16, whose product is annotated as zinc finger and BTB domain containing 16. The transcript is spliced from 7 exons. NCBI's taxonomy places the organism in Eukaryota, Metazoa, Chordata, Mammalia, Eulipotyphla, Erinaceidae. The record is from RefSeq and is a predicted model, not a curated record. The coding region runs from base 375 to 2405 and encodes 676 amino acids. Gene Ontology annotation, molecular function: DNA-binding transcription factor activity, RNA polymerase II-specific; RNA polymerase II cis-regulatory region sequence-specific DNA binding; protein binding. Gene Ontology annotation, biological process: regulation of transcription by RNA polymerase II.
CGGCCGCCAGCACUAAAGAUGGAGAAGCGCCGGGGCCUCGCAGGGGAGGGGGCUCGGCGUUGACGUGGGACGCGGCGGAGGCGCCGCAGCCGGUGGUGAUUUGCUAACCUCGCAGCAGAGAGGAGUUGAGGGCGAUGAGAGCGGGCACUGCGAACUGCCGGGCGCCGCCGCCUCCGUGAGCCGAGAGCAACAGUUCCCCGGCAGCACCCUCCCCGGCGCAGGCACACCCCCCCAGGCGCGCACGCCCUCCGCACGGCGCCCUGCUCGGCCGCGUCCUCUCUGUUGGCUGAGGAAAUCUGCCCUGCCCAGCCCUACCCCACACCACAGAGCCCACAAGGUAAGGGGAGCCUGAUGCCUGAACCCCAGGGAGCACCAUGGAUCUAACGAAGAUGGGCAUGAUCCAGCUGCAGAACCCCAGCCACCCCACGGGGCUGCUGUGCAAGGCCAACCAGAUGCGGCUGGCAGGGACGCUGUGCGACGUGGUCAUCAUGGUGGACAGCCAGGAGUUCCACGCCCACCGGACCGUGCUGGCCUGUACCAGCAAGAUGUUUGAGAUCCUCUUCCACCGCAACAGCCAGCACUACACCCUAGACUUCCUGUCCCCCAAGACUUUCCAGCAGAUCCUGGAGUACGCCUACACGGCCACGCUGCAGGCCAAGGCUGAGGACCUGGACGACUUGCUGUAUGCAGCUGAGAUCCUGGAGAUCGAGUACCUGGAGGAGCAGUGCCUGAAGAUCCUGGAGACCAUCCAGGCCUCUGACGACAACGACGCCAUGGAGGCCCCCCUGGGAGACGGCAGUGGUGGGGCUGAGGAGGAAGAGGACCGCAAGGCCCGCUACCUCAAGAACAUCUUCAUCUCGAAGCAUUCCAGCGAGGAGAGCGGCUACGCCAGCCUGGCACCGCCCAGCUUGCCUGGGCCACUGGUGGACCAGAGCCCGUCUGUCUCCAGCUCUUUUGGCCUUGCCACCAUGAGCCCCACCAAGGCUGCGGUGGACAGCCUGAUGACCAUCGGCCAGUCUCUCCUGCAGGGCACCCUGCAGCAGCCCGUGGGCCCAGAGGAGCCUGGCCUGGCGGGGGGCGGGCGGCACCCAGGGCUGGUGGAGGUGAAGACAGAGAUGAUGCAGGUGGAUGAAGCACCCAACCAGGACAGCUCCGGGGCGGCCGAGCCCAGCCUCUCGGGCGGGCUGGGGGACAAGGUGGAGGAGAGGGGCAAGGAGGGGCCGGGGACACCCACCCGGGGCAGCGUGAUCACCAGUGCACGGGAGCUGCACUAUGCCCGAGAGGAGAAUGCCGAGCAGCUGCUGGCCCCUGCUGAGACCGGCCAGGGCCCCCCUGGCCGCCUGGAGCCCCCCACACCCUCGGUUGAGAAGCCCCUGGGCGUGUACUCGGUGCUGCCCAACCACAAGGCUGAGGCGGUGCUGGGUGUGCCUACCGCCGUGAGCUCCGGUCUGCAUGUGCAGCCAGCCCUGGCUGUGUCCAUGGACUUCAGCAGCUACGGGGGGCUGCUGCCCCAGGGCUUCAUCCAGCGGGAGCUGUUCACCAAGCUGGGCGAGCUGGCUGUGGGCAUGAAGUCAGAGAGCCGGGCCCUGGGGGAGCAGUGCAGCGUGUGUGGUGUGGAGCUACCAGACAAUGAGGCUGUAGAGCAGCACAGGAAGCUGCACAGCGGGAUGAAGACAUACGGGUGCGAGCUCUGUGGAAAACGCUUCCUGGAUAGUUUGCGUCUUAGAAUGCACUUACUGGCUCAUUCAGCGGGGGCCAAGGCCUUUGUCUGCGAUCAGUGCGGGGCCCAGUUUUCCAAGGAAGAUGCUCUGGAGACGCACAGACAGACCCACACUGGCACGGACAUGGCCGUCUUCUGUCUGCUAUGCGGGAAGCGCUUCCAGGCACAGAGCGCACUGCAGCAGCACAUGGAGGUCCACGCAGGCGUACGCAGCUACAUCUGCAGCGAGUGCAACCGCACCUUCCCCAGCCACACCGCCCUCAAACGCCACCUGCGCUCACACACAGGUGACCACCCGUACGAGUGCGAGUUCUGUGGCAGCUGCUUCCGGGAUGAGAGCACACUCAAGAGCCACAAACGCAUCCACACGGGCGAGAAGCCCUACGAGUGCAAUGGCUGCGGCAAGAAGUUCAGCCUUAAGCACCAGCUGGAGACGCACUACAGGGUGCACACAGGUGAGAAGCCUUUUGAGUGCAAGCUGUGCCACCAGCGCUCCCGGGACUACUCGGCCAUGAUCAAGCACCUGCGGACGCACAAUGGCGCGUCGCCCUACCAGUGCACCAUCUGCACCGAGUACUGCCCCAGUCUGUCAUCCAUGCAGAAGCAUAUGAAGGGCCACAAGCCCGAGGAGAUCCCGCCCGACUGGAGGAUAGAGAAGACUUACCUCUACCUGUGCUACGUGUGAACAGCGGGGGCGGGGGCGGGGGCGGGUGGGCAGGGUGGGGUGGGGGGGAGAGGAGGUGUCACCGGAUGCAGUCAAGGAAGGACUGUGCCAAAAAAAAAAAAAAAAAAAAAGGAAGGAAAAGAAAUAAGAAAAAAUGGAAGCAAAGCAAAGGGAAAAGAUACUUGACAGAGGUCUGGCCUUGGAGUCUCACUGGGUGUCCUAUCUGGCUGAGCUGGACACCUGCUCACUGCCCCUUCUGGGGGGACCUCCAUCCCCCUUUCUCUUGUGGGGAGGUGGGCCUGUACUUCCUGUGGAGGUGGUGGAAUGCUGGCCUCCUAUCCCUCCUUUUGUGUCCAGGAGUGGAGUGGAGGAGUCUUCUGGCCAUGGUCUGCCCACUGUCUUCCUACUGACCCUGAGGGCCAUGGGGUAGUCUGUAGAUCAGGGGGACCAGGUUUGAGGGUGUCACUGGUUGAGAAUCCAGCUCUAAUUUGCUGGAGCCACCUGGAAUGGAGGGGACUCCCUUCCUCACCAUGGACUUCUGGGGUACUUCUAGGCAACAACAUCGGGGAGUCCCCAGCCUCAGGUCCCUCUUAUCCCUGGGUCUCCCACCCUGAGGGGGAGGGACUGGCUGCCCCAAGAUGGUGGUACCCCUGCCCCCCCCAGCUCCCAAGUGGAUAUCUGACUCUAGAGCCCUGCCUCCCACCCACAGCUUCCUAAACACCCCAAAACAAAAUAGUUGGGCUCCCCCACUUUAGCUAAGGCCUGUCACCCUUAAGAUUCCCGCUGAGCUGCUUUUUUGCUUCCGGAAUGGAGAGAGACCACAGAGGACUAGGUCCUGCCUUCCCCCUCUACCAACCAGCCAGCCACCCCCAACAGCCGCCACCUUGAGAGGAAAGGCAGCCUGGGAAGAGCCCCAGGGCCAGGGGAAGGCUGUGACGGGUCCCCAUAGUGCCCUUCCACACCCAGAGAGGGGAGCCCCCCUACACAAGCCCAGGGCUUGGGGUGUCGGCAGGUAAUGGGGCUGUGGGGACCCCAAGCCUGGGGAGCUAAAUGGGCUCUUCAGUCUGAGGGCUGCUGCCUAGAGUUCCUGGCUUAGCCGCGCCCCCCCCCCCCCCAAGUCCACAGGGAGGAGGAGGAGAAAGCGCUUUGGCCUUCUGUUCUGUUUUGCUUCUUUUCACUGCCCUCCCCACCCCCCACACCCCCAGUUAGCACAUUGUACUUGAAUUACCUCAGUUUUUUGUGACCUCAUGAGCUUUUUCUUAACCCCUGGAUCUCUUUUUUGGUUGGGGGUUAGAGGAAUGGAGUGGGUAGGAAGAUGUCCUUUUCUGUUUCUUGGGAUAACUGAAGGUGGGGUUCAUGGACUUGAACUGGCCUGGGGAUGGGCCCCCACCACUGGCCUCCCAGCUGGAAGGAUGAGGCCCCUGGUAGCUGAGUCCUCAGGAGCCCUGGGGUAUGAGGUCUGGGGCAUGUGAGUGCUGGAGUGACAGGGGGUGAAGUCAUCUGUUCUAGGCCCACCUUCCUUAGCACUCACUGGGCCAUGGGGGAGUGUAGUGUUCAUACCCUGUGACGUGUCCUGUCCCACCCCCUCCACUUCUGUGUGCAUUGUUGCUGUGAAAUCAGGGUUGUGUUGUCAAGGCUGGUGUGGGGCCGCGCUGUGCUGCGUUGGGGGUAGGGUGGGGGUUGUUUUUCUCAAAGCUACCUCUUCUGUUUGUCCACUUGUUCUUUUUGUCCCCUUCAUGCCGCCCCUUCUGCUGCUCUGCAUCACCCCCACACACCCUCCACACACACACACACACACACACACACACACACACACACACACACACUCCCCAGCCUCCCACCCCACCCUGACGUGACAUUUGGAAAGAAAGCACAUUGGCAGUAUUUGUGUCUGUUUGCUUUGGGCUGGACCCGCCCAUUCUCAUUUCUUGCUUUAUGUCUUGUACAAGUCGUCCCUUGUGUGUGUUUGGAUGAUUCUUUGUCUUCCCUUGCGCACUCUUUCUCUGAGAGAGUGGUGGCUAUGGUAUUUCUUCUUCUCCUCCUCCUCCUUCUUAUGACCCUUCUUCUUCUUCUCCUUUCUUUUCCCCUUCUUCUCUUUAGAUCUUAGAAAGUAGUUUAGGGAAGCAUUUGAGGGAGGAGGGUUAUGAGAAAUAGAGGAUUAUGGGAAGGGUCAGUAUUGUUACACCCCACACACACACACAAACCCCUCCUCAGGCCCCACCCCAGCUGCCCUGCCCUGCAGUCUCUCCCGCCAAGUCUGAAGGCCUUAAUAACUGUGUGUUGGGGGGACAUAGACGCAGAGUGGGGUGGGAGUGUGUCACGGGGCAGUUGUGUGCGGCUGCUGAAGUCAGCCGGGAGGAUGGUGCUUGGCAACUCUAGCAGUGACUUAGUGCUUUGGGAGGGAGCAACAGGGAAAGUUCAUGCGAGAGCAGUCGUGCUUAAAAUGGGAGAAGAGUGGGGUCACUGGAGUGGGGUGAGGGACGCCUGACAGAAACCCACGUGCACUAUGGCGUCCUCCCCCCACCCCAGCUCGGAAGGAAGAAGAGGGGAGUGGCUUGCUCCCCCCAAAGGUGAAUCCCAGAAAACAGUAUUUUCAGUAGUGUAGCCAUGCAGCUUUGAGUGGGGAAGGGAGGAAACAGACAUUUAAACCCUCGUCGACACCCUCACCUCCCCUCUUCGUGAAAGCAGAGAAGGCUGAGCUGGCUGAGCUAGCAUUUACAGACUGUAGUAUUUUUGUAACAUUGGUUAGUUCUUCCACCAACUCCAGGCCCUGCCCUUGCCUUCUGCAGUGUGAAUAGGAAAAAAGAAAACUCCAUUGCUGACACCACCAGCCACACAAAAUGUCCCUUUGCGUGUGCGUGCGCGUGUGUGCUUACGUGUGUGUGUGUGCGGUUGUGUGUUUAGCCCCAUGGUAUUGUGAGCUGGUGUCACAGCACUGGAUGAUAUGGCCUCCCCCUGUCCCCACCAAUUGUCCUUGAGGGGUCCCCAGAGGGAGACAGGGCAAAGGGGUGCUUUCUCAGGAAGCAGGAUUGGGAGAUAACAGGGUGGGCUUCCCCCCCCCCCAGCUGCCCCAGACUCCCUAACUGGGAGUCCCUAGGCCUCUUCUGCCAGCUGCUAAUUUAAUUCAGAAAGACCUUCUGGUCUAGCUUUGGUCUGGGGGUGGGAGUGGGGGGGGCCUGGUGGCCCAGGGGAGACUCAGAAAUGACCUUGGAGGUAGUCCCUCAGCUGCUGUGGGGGCUGAGGGACAGGUGAGUGGUGGGGACUUUCUCCCCAGGUGAGAGCAAAGUCCUUGUUCUCCUGACUUGGGGCACCCCUGCUCCCGUCUGCUGGGGCCUGUGGCAGGCCCAUUUUACUCCCUCCUAUAAGUCCAAGGUGGUGGGUUGCCCCUUUUCUCCAUGCUCAGCCCCCUCCCUGCUUUGACAUUUUCCCUCCUUCCCCCUCCCUCCUUCACGUGUUCCCUCCUUCACUUCUGCAAAGCAUUACGAAUCCUAUGUAUAUAUAGGACAGACAGAGAUAUAGAGAGAUAUAUAUAGCAAGAGAGAUAUAUGAUAAUAACUAUGGUUGCUGCUCUGGGGGUGCAUUGGAGGAGGCCACAGAUGUGGGGGAAGGGAGAUGUGGGAUGCAGGGGUGAGGGCAGUGCAGGGGGGAACCGGUGGAUCAGUUACAACCCAGGGAAGACACUGUGGGUUUGUUCAGUCUUUGUGCCUGAACUGUCAUGUUGAGAGAAAAAGGAAAACGGAUACACUGCAUUUUCCACAAGUCUGGUACCUCCUGGGUGGCUGGACCUAGGGAGAUGCAGGGGGUGUGGCAGGUAAUUCCUUGGGCUCAGCUCCUUCCAAGGCCUGAACAGCAGUGGGUGGGAGCAGAGGGCAUCUGUGGCCUAGUCCCUGCUGGCCCAACAGGGAGAAAGCUGGGGGCGCAGCCCCAGGGCAGAAAAGGAGACCCGGCCCCAAUUCUGCUCAGUCGACCUAGGCCUGGGCCUGCCCCCUCCACUUCCACCCAGCUUCCUCUUGCCUAGAGCAUCAUGGCGGCACUUGCGGUUCUCUGAGCUGGAGAAAUGAAUGAGGGGAGACAGCCAGUCUAACCCUGCCAGGUGGGACUCCAGGGUGAAGGGGAACAGGAGAAAGUGCAGGCCCAGAGGAGUGGAUGGGAACCUACUGCUCCCCUUCCCCCUGAGGACAGGCAGCCCCUCUGCAGACAGGGUCCCUGUGGUGUCACGUGGUGUUUGUAAGGUCAAGACGCUGUGGUGAUGUGUUGUGACACCAACCCAUAUAUAUAUAUAUAUAUAUAAAGAUAAAUAAAUAAAUAUAUAUAUGUAUGUAAAUUAUAGCACUGAGGGCCAAGCAGCCCUGCUGGACCAAGCAAAACUAAGCCUUUUGGUUUGGGUGUUAUGUUUUCUAUUUGGUUGUUUGUCUUUUUUUUCUGGUGGCUCAUCGAACGUCAAGACAGCACAAGUGCCAGUCAGAUCGCUCUGUGUCACAGGAAAGUGUGGUUUUGUUGUUGUUUUAAUUAAUUGAUGUUCUAGUUCAUGUCUACCUCAGCACCUCCUCUUAGCCUAAUUUUAGGAGGCUGCCCAAUUUUGCUUCUUCAAUUUUACCAGUUCCUUUUUUGUACAAAUCACCAUCUCUCUCUCUCUCUCUCUCUCUCCAACCCCUCUCCUCUCACGUGGGUUUAUGCCAUUCUCUCUCUCUCUUUCUCCCUCCCCCUUCCCCCUCAUCUGUCCCCCUUAUGGCCACUCCCCCUUCCCCUAACCCAGUUGUACUUACCAGUCCUCUGUUCCCCUCUGAAGCAGUUCACUCGAAGUUUGUGCGGCUGUGGUUACAAGCUUUUCCGCAUCUGCCUUCGUUCUGUGUAGACUGAAGCGUUUCUCUGUACUUUUCAGUGUUCCCAACAAGGUUUAAAAGGAGAAAAAAAAAAAAAAAAAGACAAAAAAAGAAAAAGACAAAAAAAAUGACUUUACUGCUGCAGGUUUUUUUCUCUCCAUGUGUCACUAAGUGAAGUUUGUGCCUUCUAUAGCAAAGAGAAUAUUUUUUACAUCCCUACUAACAGUAAAUUUUUUUGUAGUGGACAUUUUUUGUAUUUUUAUUUAUAAGUCUCAUAAGAAAAAUAGCAAUGUUCAGUUGUAUACCUUGAAUCUGCAGUUAGAAGAGAAUAAAGUUAAUUCAGUUGUCUCUGG